GUUGACAAACAGCUUGAACGUUUUCAAAUUGAAAAUUCCUUUCAUGCACCUUGUCUAUUGUCUGCUUGCCGUCAUGCUGCUCACCGUGUACAGCCUUUUCCAAUUCAUAUCAAUUGCAGGGUUCGGACAGACACCCUCCGAUCUCUCGACCUAUAGGAUGUAUAGGUAUAUCCUCGACGCAUCGGCCACGCAACUGCAUGUCCAGAGCCUUCAUAACACGUUGUCUUUACGACUCUAUAUCACCCGUCUCCCACAAUAGCAACAUCAGUCCACAACCGAGGAUCACCCGAGUUCGGAUACCCUAAAUUAAGGUGAGUCGUUGGUCUCCGACAUUUUCGGUUCGGCGUCAUCGCUAAAACAGGUGUCU
Messenger RNA from Exophiala viscosa, 367 nucleotides. RefSeq lists its product as uncharacterized. NCBI's taxonomy places the organism in Eukaryota, Fungi, Ascomycota, Eurotiomycetes, Chaetothyriales, Herpotrichiellaceae. The record is from RefSeq and is a predicted model, not a curated record. The transcript has a single exon. The coding region runs from base 44 to 259 and encodes 71 amino acids.